AAUGUACUACUGAAGACAACAUGAAGAUAAGAAAAAUAAUUGAAAUUCUGAACUGGCACAGCUGGAAAUAAAACUUACUUUGAAUGCUUGGGGUUGAUGUAGGAUAGAUACAAGUAAAAAAAAUGGAAGUACAGCAGCUACAGGAAGUCAUCUUUACAACAGCAGCUCCUAACAAUAACCAUGUUUCUUACAGGGAAAACCUCAUUGGAACGCUGCUUGCCAUAUUUGGACAUUUUGUUAUCAGUAUUGCACUCAACUUACAGAAAUAUAGCCAUGUUCGACUGGCUGGUUUGAAAGAUCUUCGUUCCUACUUCAAGACAAAGACGUGGUGGUUUGGUCUAUUUUUGAUGAUACUUGGAGAGAUUAUGGUGUUUUCGUCCUAUGCCUUUGCACCUCUCUCUCUUAUUGUGCCACUUAGCGCAGUCUCUCUCAUAGCCAGCUCACUCAUAGGUAUUAUAUUUAUUAAGGAGAAAUGGAAACCAAAGGAAUUCUUUAGUUGUGGUUUAACUAUCAUCGGUAUCUACUUGUUGGUCACAUUUGGGCCAAACAGUCAUGAGAGGAUGACCGGAGACGUUAUCGUCAAGCAUUUAGUUAGCUGGCCUUUUUUGGUCUACACGCUGGUGGAGAUUUUAGCUUUCUGUAGCUUAUUAUACUUCUACAAACAGAAGAAUGCCAAUUACAUGAUUGUUAUCUUGCUACUUGUAGCAAUCUUAGGCUCAACUACAGUGGUGGCUGUAAAGGCGGUAGCUGGUAUGAUCAUUGUUUCAAUACAAGGUACCAUGCAGUUAGGAUACCCUAUCUUCUACGUCAUGGUCGUGUGUAUGGUGGCUACAGCGAUUGCACAAGCAUCGUAUCUGAGCCACGCAUCCCAGCUUUAUGACUCUGCUUUGAUUGCAAGUGUCAACUACAUCCUAUCCACAAGUAUAGCUAUUUGUGCAGGUGCGAUAUUUUAUGUGGACUUCCACGGAGAAGAUGUGCUUCACUUGUGUAUGUUUUCUUUGGGAUGCAUUCUUGCCUUCCUGGGGGCCUUCCUUAUUACAAGGAACCGAAAGAAAAAGAAAACAUUUGAACCCUACGUUACAAUGAGUUCAUUGCAAGCAGGAGUACAAUCAAUGCAUGACAAUGGCAGUGCUGUUCAGCCAGAUUUUGGUUCCUUUUCCUAUGGUGCCCUGCAGAAUGACAGCAUGUCUGAAAUCUACACACCAGCUACCCUGCCUAUUGUUACUGAAGACGCAUCUCCUGCACCUCCUUACAAGACACAGGAUCACAAUAAGACUGAAUAGGGGCAUAUGCCUCUGCUAGUAAUGACUUGAAUGUGAGACUUUCCUGAGAUGCAGUUAUUCUCCAUGUCCCUAAAACAGAGUUACAGCUUCCAUUUCUAAUUGUCACUGUUUCAAACUAAUUUAACCUGUUUGGAAAAACAAUGAGGAGAGGAGCAAGGAUUGCAGUUCAGCCACAAGUCACUCUUUCUUAGGAAUACAGUCUGUUAAAUCAGAGCAGUCCUUAUACAAGAGACACAAAACUUUAUAGAGUUGGAUGGGUUGGCAACAUGCAAGGUGACAAUUUGCACUAGACUUGGGAAAGAUUUCAUUUAUAGGCAAUGACUGCUACUUGCCUUACAUCAGGUGGUUGCUUAAGGCACAUUACCAAUGAAACAGCUCUAACAGGAUGGGCUAGUUAGUACUAACUUAUUUGUAUAGUCUUCAAAUUAUAUAGUCUUUGGAACUCAAACCAGGCCUCUGUUAUUUUGGUGAAUAAGUGGAGAAUAAACUGGAAGGGAAGGGACUGUGCUGCUGAUUAACUCCAGAGGACGGCUUUAAGAACGAGAAAGACUGAGGACUGCUCUUCAAACUCAUUAACUCCGUUACCAAAGAGUUAAAUAUUGUGUUGCCGUGUGAUAUCUUGCUGGCUAUUACCAUUUCAGUUUUCAAGACUGUAAAGCAUUUUGGUAAUUCGAUGUAAGAAGUGGACCAACACUUUGUUUUUAAUUGGCAUGGAAGCGAAUAUUUGACAUUGUGCCUAAAUAAUUUCAGACUGUUGUUAGCAAAUACAGAUCUUUUGUGUUUCUAUUACUAA
Molecule: messenger RNA, 2076 nt
Organism: Xenopus laevis (African clawed frog)
Lineage: Eukaryota; Metazoa; Chordata; Amphibia; Anura; Pipidae
Gene: nipal3.S
Product: NIPA-like domain containing 3 S homeolog
Biological process (GO): magnesium ion transmembrane transport; magnesium ion transport
Cellular component (GO): membrane
Molecular function (GO): magnesium ion transmembrane transporter activity
Source: RefSeq, marked provisional